This is a messenger RNA of Penicillium digitatum Pd1, 1134 nucleotides long. RefSeq names its product polysaccharide lyase family 1 protein. The record is from RefSeq and is a predicted model, not a curated record. Gene Ontology annotation, molecular function: pectate lyase activity. NCBI's taxonomy places the organism in Eukaryota, Fungi, Ascomycota, Eurotiomycetes, Eurotiales, Aspergillaceae.
AUGAAGAUCGCAGCCAUCUUUGCAGCACUCGCAGUGCGGGCCGCUGCCGCCGGUGUCACCGGUGCCGCAGAAGGUUUCGCCAAGGGCGUCACUGGUGGUGGCUCUGCCGCCCCUGUCUUCCCCAACACCAAUGCCGAGCUGGUCUCGUACCUUGGUGACUCUUCUCCUCGUGUUAUCGUCUUGACCAAGACUUUCGACUUCACUGGCAGUGAGGGAACCACCACCAGCACCGGCUGCGCCCCUUGGGGAACUGGUGCUGGUUGCCAGGUUGCUAUCAACCAGGACAACUGGUGCAAGAACUACGAGCCGAACGCUCCCACUACUCCUGUCCAAUACGACAACGCUGGUACCCUUGGCAUAAUCGUCCAGUCCAACAAGUCCAUUGUCGGUCAGGGCAGCACCGGUGCCAUCAAGGGCAAGGGUCUCCGAAUCGUCAGCGGUGCGAACAACGUCAUCAUCCAGAACAUUGCCAUCACCGACAUCAACGCCAAGUACGUCUGGGGCGGUGAUGCCAUCACCAUCAACGACUCCGACCUGGUCUGGAUUGACCACGUCACCACUGCCCGCAUCUCUCGCCAGCACAUCGUUCUCGGCACUCUGGCCUCCAAGCGUGUCACCAUCUCCAACAGCUUCCUCGACGGUUCCGGCAGUUACUCCGCUACCUGUGACGGUCACCACUACUGGGGCUUCUACUUCGAUGGAUCCAAUGAUCUCAUUACCUUGAAGGGCAACUACAUCGCCCACACCAGUGGACGUGCCCCCAAGGUCCAGGGAAACACUCUUUUGCACGCUGUCAACAACUACUGGCAGGACAACACUGGCCACGCCUUCGAGAUCGGCGCCGGUGCCUACGUCCUCGCUGAGGGUAACGUGUUCCAGAACGUCGUCGCAUCUACCCAGACUCCCAUUGUUGGACAGUUGUUCUCCUCCCCCGAUGUCAACACCAACGCUGUCUGCAGCUCUCACCUCGGACGUGUCUGCGAGGUCAACGGAUUCGGAUCUUCCGGAAACUUCGGUGGCCGCGCUGAUACUGGAUUCCUUUCCAACUUUGCCGGCAAGAACAUUGCCUCUGCUACCCCUUACACUUCUGUUGUUGCCAGUGUCACUGCCCACGCUGGCCAGGGUAAGCUUUAA